Tarenaya hassleriana is the source of this 600-nucleotide messenger RNA. RefSeq lists its product as uncharacterized. The record is from RefSeq and is a predicted model, not a curated record. The transcript has 7 exons. The coding region runs from base 1 to 600 and encodes 199 amino acids. Lineage: Eukaryota; Viridiplantae; Streptophyta; Magnoliopsida; Brassicales; Cleomaceae.
AUGGCGUCGUUUUACUCCAUCGUGUCAUCUCCCUCUUCCUCCUCCUGUGCUCAGCCCAGGCCCUCCAAUGGCUUCGGAAGACUCGAGCGUUGUCUCGUACGAGCUUCUUCUGAUGUUCCCGAUUUUUUCUCCGCUGAUUGGCUGGAGAGCCGAAGGAAACGCCCAUUUGGCCCGGGACUUAAUUUUAGUGCCGAAGAGGCGGUUCGACAUCAACUCGAUGCACUCAAGUGUAAUAACCAGCCCCGUGAAGAUUACGGCAUCGAGGUCAUGUAUCGGUUUGCUGGAUUUGACCCGUUCGAGAGAUCAACCUAUUUCGGGCCGUUCUUUGAUCUGGGACAGUUUGAAAGGUUCCGUCGCAUUUUCCACCAUUCGUCGUACCGUGUUUUACUUGGUCACAGGGACAGGAAAAUCUUAAGCAGUCUGUUUGUGGAAGAGAAUCGGUUCAAACAACGGGUCUGGAUUCAGGGAACUCGUCCAGAAGAAGAAGAGAUAUUUGAAUUCACGAUGGUCCAGAGGGUAGGCGGCUCGUGUGAUGGUUACUGGUUAACAGAGAGCUUGCUUCACGACGGAGACGCCUUUGCAGGUGGAUUGGCUUAUUGA